UUUGGGGUGGAUGCCGGGAGGCUGGCCCAGCCUCCCAGGCGAGUGUCUGGAACUCUUUCAACUGCCUUAGAGGGUGUUGGACCCAUCCCUGCUCCUCGCCAUCGCUGUCAUCGGGGUCACGGUGCUAGUGUUGGCGCUGAAGAACAUGAAUUCCAAGAAGAAAGCCCUUGUCACCUUACAGGACCCUGAAACCAAGUACCCACUCCCCUUGAUUGAGAAAGAGGAAAUCACCCAUAACACCCGGAGGUUCCGCUUUGGACUGCCCUCACCGGACCAUGUCUUAGGGCUUCCUGUAGGUAACUAUGUCCACCUGUUGGCCACAAUCGAUGAUAAUUUGGUGGUCAGGGCUUACACACCUGUGACCAGUGAUGAUGACCGGGGCUUUGUGGACUUAAUCAUAAAGAUCUACUUCAAAAAUGUACACCCCCGUCAUCCUGAAGGCGGGAAGAUGACUCAGUACUUGGAAAACAUGAAAAUUGGGGACACCAUCCUUUUUCGAGGGCCAGUCGGGCGCCUGUUCUACUAUGGGCCAGGUAAUCUUGGAAUCAGACCAGACAAAACGAGCAAGCCUGAAAAAAAACUGGCUACUCACCUGGGAAUGAUUGCCGGGGGCACAGGCAUUACUCCCAUGCUGCAGCUCAUCCGCCACAUCACCAGGAACCCCAGUGACAAGACCAGGAUAUCACUCAUCUUUGCCAACCAGACAGAGGAGGAUAUCUUGGUGAGAAAGGAGCUUGAAGAAAUUGCCCAAACUCACCAAGACCAGUUCGACCUGUGGUACACCCUGGACAGGCCUCCCACGGGCUGGAAGUAUAGCUCAGGCUUUGUUACUGCUGAUAUGAUUAAGGAGCACCUCCCUCCUCCCAGAAAGUCCACACUCAUCCUGGUGUGCGGCCCACCCCCCUUGAUCCAGACAGCUGCUCACCCGAACCUGGAGAAGCUGGGUUAUACCAAGGACAUGAUCUUCACCUAUUAACACCUGCGCUUUUCCCAAAUUUGCCUGCUCCCUUUCAUCUGUUUUAGCCCUUGUCGUGCACCCUCGGGCACAAGUACCAGUGCUCCUCUUUUGGGUAUAAGCCUACAGUGGAGGGCACGGAGGGCAUGACGGGCUGGAGAUGAAGUGGCUCCUGAGGCUCCUUGCUGGAGGCUGGAAAGGGCUGCUCCUGUUCUCUGUGGUUUAGUGAAAAUAAACUUAAGCACACACCAGACAGCCCACACAGCUGGCUGGGGUUGG
Tupaia belangeri chinensis (Chinese tree shrew) is the source of this 1234-nucleotide messenger RNA. RefSeq names its product cytochrome b5 reductase 2 (gene CYB5R2). Gene Ontology annotation, cellular component: mitochondrion. Lineage: Eukaryota; Metazoa; Chordata; Mammalia; Scandentia; Tupaiidae. Bases 146 to 976 code for a protein of 276 amino acids. The record is from RefSeq and is a predicted model, not a curated record. Gene Ontology annotation, molecular function: FAD binding; oxidoreductase activity. The transcript has 9 exons.